This is a messenger RNA of Stegastes partitus (bicolor damselfish), 8246 nucleotides long. RefSeq names its product supervillin a (gene svila). NCBI's taxonomy places the organism in Eukaryota, Metazoa, Chordata, Actinopteri, Pomacentridae. Gene Ontology annotation, molecular function: actin filament binding; phosphatidylinositol-4,5-bisphosphate binding. Bases 151 to 7380 code for a protein of 2409 amino acids. Gene Ontology annotation, cellular component: cytoplasm; actin cytoskeleton. The record is from RefSeq and is a predicted model, not a curated record. The transcript has 43 exons. Gene Ontology annotation, biological process: actin polymerization or depolymerization; actin filament severing; cytoskeleton organization.
CCUUCUCUCUCCCUCUCUGUCUGUCCCGGAGCACUGACAAAGUGUUUUUGUAGCUGCAUCACCUCUCGGGCAGCUGCAUUCCACCCCGUGUUUCCAUCUCUUUCACUUCCUUUUUCUGUCUUAACCUCUCGCCUGACUUUUGUUGCCAAAAUGUACCGGAACCCGUGGAUCUCGAAUUACCUGAGUCACGUCAAGUUUUGCAGCCAAGGACUUGGGAGUGAGACCCCCAUUAAAAUAAGCAAUCCCAGAUUGCUGCAGAAGAGAGCGCUGAGCUUCCAGAAAGAAUUCUCCUUUGACGAAAAAGACGAACCAGCCAAAAGCACCAAGGAUAUAGAUGUUAGUCUCUUGGCCAAUCUCCCAAAAGUGUCUGAAUUGAGGAAACGAUUUGAAGGUAUUACCACAAGCGCAAGUGACUGGGAAAUGAACAGAAAGGAGCGCAUCGCCCGGCGGUUGGAGGGCAUAGAGGGUGAAGUCCAUCCGUCUCUGCUGCCCAGCUUGGUGGCCAACCGGCUGCUGGAGGAGGACACACCCCGAUACACCAGAGCCUCUGACCCCUGUGAGCCCUGUGCUGUUACAGUCCAGCGGUAUGGAAUGGAGGGAUUUGAAAGCCCAGAAAUGCAGCUGAAGGCUCCGGAGCGACAGUCGCGAGCUCGAUGCAGGCCGGACCCUCAAUCCUCCAUCCACAUGGAACCAGUGCACAGCUCCGGUUCCAUGACCAGUGGCCCGGAGCUGGAGUCUAAAGCUGAACGCAUCGCCCGCUAUAAGGCAGAGCGGCGCCGGCAGCUGGCUGAACGCUAUGGGAUUUCUUUGGAUCAGGAGCCAGACCCGGACCACACCUCCCGCUGCACCCGCACCCGGAAAGACUCAGAGGGCUCAGAGAGGCGUACCAGAGGGGACUCAGUGGGGGAGGAAGGAAGGGACAUCACCCUUAGCGCUUACACCAGCACUUCAGCCACUAGCCCGAGAACAGGACGCUCAGCACCCCCGUAUAGCCACGCCGAGCCAGGCUAUGAUGUCGGUCGAACCAGGGUGGACUCAUUCUCAGAGAGAGAGAGGCUGAUGAACCUGGAGAAUCAGCGCAGGGCUGCUUCACAUGAGCCUCCAUCCUCUUCCUCCUACAUGGACGUAACUUCUUUGUCCUCCCAUGCCAGGGUGCCUGCUAAAGACUAUGCGGUCACAGGGAUGCCACCCAGCUCUCCCAAGCUGAGCAGGCACCCGUCCGUCUCCUCACCAAAACAUGGGACGUCUCCUGGUGACCUAUUCAUUGAGCAGCAGGCCCACAACAUCCUCAGCAGACAGGGUGCGAAGGGGAAACUUAGCACUGAUUGGUUCCUCCAGACUGACGCUGAGGGCGACACCCACUCCCUCAUCAACUGGCCAUCAAGAAUCCGAGUUAGAGAGAGGCUUGCCAGAGAGGAGGGCCGCCAGAGAAGCCCAGAGAUGGGAAAUGUUACAGAAGCCCCAGUAUAUCGCAGACAAUUUCAGCACCCGGCCCAGACCUCGACACGCUACCCCACAGACCUACCAGGCCUCCAGCAGGCCUAUUCCCAUUCCCACCAUCAUCCCCAAGCUCAGCUUGCCCGAUCUGGUCCCCAGGGAGGACAAGACGUUGGCAGUUACCCCAGUUACCUAUCCAUGGCCUCUGGUCCCACAUCCAGAGCCGGUCAGCCGCCACAACAACAGGUCCAGGAGGAAGAGACUGAGGAGUCUGAGGACGUGAAGACAGAGGGCCUUCUGAAGAGCAGAAAAGCAGUUCUCCCCUCAGAAAUUCGACGCAGGGAGAGGAGCACUGAGGACCCACGAAGAGGAAGAGGAGAGGACGAGCUGGAGAUGUCCAGGGUGCAAACCCUUAACCAGGCAAGGGAGGCUGAGGCAGAGGAACCUACAAGAGGAGGACCCAGAGGCAGACUCAGGCGGGAUGAAGCAGAGCACGUUUCCCGUCUACAGUCUGUAGAGAGCAGACUGAGAGAGCGCGAAAAUGCCAUUUAUAUCCACAAAGGACUUGCUGCAACCCACAUCCAGCCCAGAGCAUCACACGCUGGUCCAGGAAGCUCCACCUCCAGCACAGCCUUGAACCGCCCAGUGUUGGAUGCUGGGGAUCCACGAGGGUCCAGUCAAAGGAACCUGCAGCAUCAGUUUCAGGACCCCCGAGAGGUCAGGCAGGGUGAGGGUUUCAGUAACGGCGAGAGUCACCAGGACCCGCGGGUGUCUGUGGCCCAGCUCAGGCAUUCCUACAUGGAGAGCACCACCACUCCUCCCACCAACCGCAGGAACGAGCUUGAAGUUGAGGGGGACAGGCCACUCGCGGGCUACGAGGCCCCAUGGAGAGGGGAAAGGGACAGGGGGCGCAGGCCCCGGCAGUAUAUCUUGCCUGGGGAGAGUAGAAAGACCUCAGAGAGGUUUAGGACGCAGCCCAUCACUUCGGCAGAACGCCAGGAGACCGAUAGGUCCUGUGUGAGUUCAGACUUCGCUUCCGCUGAAGCUGACGAAGAGAAGCUGGAUGAACGGGCCAAACUGAGCGUAGCAGCCAAGCGCUCUCUCUUCAGAGAAUUGGAGAAGAGCAUUGAUGGCGGAGCUCCUAAACCACGGUCCAGGAAUGCAGCGGUGGACAGGAGACUAAGACGGACACAAGAUCGCUCUAGAACUCAACCAGUCACCACUGAGGAAGUGGUCAUCGCAGCCACCGUCCCAUCUCACGUGCCACAAACAGUGAGCGUUCACACUGCUGUAGCACGCACCCAUAGCCCCACCCUAGUUUGCAGUACUGCCCCAACGUACAGCCUACAGGCAUCCUCACAGCAGAGCGCCGCUGCCAGGGAGCAGGUGCGAGAGGCCCAGCAAGCACAGGAUAAACAGGAGGUCCAGAGCUCCAGGCAGGUGGCGGCAAUGGAGGAAAAAGUUGAGAAGCAGAGUCAGGGCCCAGAGGAACCCGACCUCUGCACCCUCAGUCUGGCAGAAAAGAUGGCGCUGUUCAACCGGCUGGCUCAGCCUCCAACCAGGGUCACCCGGACCAGAGGGGACACACGUCAACGCAGGGCCAACGCUCGCUACCAGACCCAGCCCAUCACACUGGGAGAUAUGGAACAGGAGCUCUCAGACAUAGACAGCAGGGAUGAACAAGAGCUGUGUGACAGCCCAGUAGAACUCCUACAACUUCAGAAUGGUGCGGCCUCUCACUUUGGACCCCUCCCUACUUCAUCAUCCUCGUCUGCACUCAGAGCAGGAGGCACCGUCUCCACUGACCAUGCCGGAGACAUCCACAUACCCAGAGCAGCAGCCCAUGUGGAGCCCACCCCUCCCAGCUCUGACAGGUCUCUGCCUCCUCGCCACCCAGACGGCCCGACCUGGAGGUCCCACGACACCUCGGACCACCACAGGUACCAAAUCUUGCCCCAAGGAGAAGACAGAGCUGAUCUGGCAGGGGGGAAGAGGCGGCUGCCCUCUCCGGAGGGAGUGGUCAGGCAGGCCGCUCUGCCCCAGCCUCACAUUGGAAGAGAGAGGAGGGGAGCUGAGGAGGAGGAAGAGGGGGGGCAGCAACAGCAACGGCGACUGUCCAGAGGGAGGGAGGAGGCAGCUGUGCAGAGCUCAGAGAGCCACAUGCUGCUGGAGAGGCAGGAGCAGAGGCAGGAGCAGAGGGGGUAUCUGAGGGAGGAAGGACACUACUCAGACAUCCAGAGGAGCCGGGCCAUCAGCGGAGAGCCACUAGAGUCCAGCGUGUUAACAUACAGAGGAGCAUCCGGUUCACCCAACAGUCUGUGUCAGCCUCCGGCGGGGGACACAUACACAGACGGCAGCGGACUCGCUGACGGCCUGAUUCAGCUCGAGCAGGGAGACGAGCUGAGUGACAUGAUGUCGGCCCGACACAUGUCCAUCAAAGAGAGAGUCGCCUUACUGAAGAAGAGCGGCGAGGAGGACUGGAGGAACAGGAUCAAUAAGAAGCAGGAUGUGGUGAAGGUUGCCGUGGGCGAGCAGCACGCUCAGCUCUGGGAGGUGGAGCAGAGCUUCAAGAAGGAGGACGAUGAAGCACUGAUGAUGAUCGAUGACUUUGCUGUGUCCGACCAGCUAUGGGAGCCAGUCUUUGCUGCUACUUUCUCUCCUCCACCUGAGCCUCCUUUCCAUACUUCUUCCCCUGAUGAAACAGCCAGCCAGGCCACCAGAUCUCCCAGACCCACGCAGGUGGAUGAAAGACACCCCUGGAGACGGAAGAGAUUAGCAGAGUCUGAGAUGGAGUACCAGAGGAUAGAGGCUCACAUGUCCAUCCAGGAGAGGAAACAGCUGAUAGUGGCCCAGGAGGAGGCCUGGAAGUCUAAGGGCCACGGAGCUGCCAAUGACUCCACCCAGUUCACUGUGGCUGCACGCAUGGUCAAGAAAGGACUGGCAACCCCUUCUGCCCUCCAGUCUCCAGUGCUGUCCAAACCCAAGAACAGCAACAUUGCCAUCUCCAAACCACAGGAAGAGAUUAAGGCUGUGCCAGAUCUGAACCUGGAGUCGGACCUGAAGCUGGAUAAACUGGAGUCAUUCCUUGGCAAGCUUAACAGUAAAGUGUCUGAACUGCCAGAAGCAACCAUCACAGUGACUGAGAAGAAAGUAAAGGAAGUCAUGACCCUCGAAGAUGAAACUUUUUCCAAGUUCUACCGCCAAGUGGAGGAGCUCCCCUCCAUCACUAACAAGGUGGAAAUUGACGACGACUUUGAUGCCAUUUUCGGCCCCCAGGAGCCAAAGCUGACUUCAGAGAUGAUACAGCACAAGCGAGCUGUGCGUCCGGCACGUAACGUCCAAUCAUCCAGAAACCCUUUGAAGAUGUUGGCUGCCAGGGAGGACAUCAGACACGAGUACACAGAACAGAGGCUCAACAUCGGUCUGCUGGAGAGCAAAAGGAUGAAGGCUGAGAAGAUGAAUAAGAACUCUGGUUUCUCUGAAGUGGCUCUAGCUGGUCUGGCCAGCAAGGAGAACUUCAGCAGUGUCAGCCUGCGCAGUGUCAACAUCUCUGAGCAGAUGUCCAACAACAGCGCCGUGCCUUAUAAGAAACUCAUGCUCCUGCAAGUCAAAGGCCGACGGCACGUCCAGACCAGGUUGGUGGAACCCAGAGCGUCCUCACUGAACAGCGGAGACUGUUUCCUGCUCAUCACGCCACACCACUGCUUCAUCUGGACCGGAGAGUUUGCCAACGUCAUUGAGAAGAGCAAAGCUUCAGAGCUAGCUAAUUUCAUCCAGAGCAAAAGAGACUUGGGUUGCCGAGCUAACUACGUCCAGGUCAUCGAGGAAGGCAUCAGCUCACACAGCCAUGCUGUCAAGGAGUUCUGGAAGAGUCUGGGAGGCCAGUCAAAUUAUCAGUCUGCAGGAACACCAGACGAGGAUGAGCUGUAUGAGGGUGCCAUCGUGGAGACAAACUGCAUUUACCGGCUGAUGGACGACAAACUGGUCCCAGAUGAUGAUUUUUGGGCCAAGAUGCCCCGCUGUUCGCUGCUCAACCCCAAGGAGGUUUUGGUUUUUGACUUUGGCAGUGAGAUGUACAUUUGGCAUGGGAAGGAAGUGACUCUAGCACAGAGGAAAGUGGCCUUCCAGCUGGCUAAGCACCUGUGGAACGGGACAUUCGACUACACAAACUGUGACAUCAACCCGCUGGACCCGGGAGAGUGUAACCCACUCAUACCGAAGAAAGGCCAGGGCCGACCUGACUGGGCAGUGUUUGGCAGACUGACUCAACACAAUGAGACCACCCUCUUCAAAGAGAAGUUCGUGGACUGGAGUGACUCCAGGAAAACACCCAGUCCCACAAAAAACACCAACGAUCACAUCACAGAUCAAAAGGAGCAGCACACCUCUGAUCAGCCCCGAGCAUAUGACGCCUCCCUGAUGCUGCCCCUCCAUGACGCACCCGUCUGCACCAAGCUGGAUGGGUUCAAUGUGGGUCGUGGCUACGGCCUGGUGGAGGCAGAGGAGUGGCGGAGCUACGAGAUCAGCACUCUGGCUGUGGAGGUGUGGCACAUCCUGGAGUUCGACUACAGCCGCCUGCCUCGUCAGAGCAUCGGCCAGUUCCACGAGGGUGACACCUACGUGGUGAAGUGGAAAUACAUGGUCAGCACUGCAGUUGGCAAGAGGCAGAACCCAGAGCAGUUGAAGACAGCAGGAGCCGGGAAGGAGAAGUGCUGCUACUUCUUCUGGCAGGGCCGCAACUCCACCGUCAGUGAGAAAGGGACGUCAGCGCUCAUGACGGUGGAGCUGGACGAGGAGAGGGGAGCACAGGUUCAGGUUCAGCAGGGUAAGGAACCUCCGUGUUUCCUGCAGUGUUUCAAAGGAGGGAUGGUUGUCCACUCUGGAAAAAGAGAAGAGGAGGAGGAAAACUCACAGAAUGAUUGGCGUCUGUACUGUGUGCGUGGGGAAGUGGAGGUGGAGGGACACCUGCUGGAGGUGGCUUGUCACUGCAGCAGUCUGCGCUCCAGAGUCUCCAUGGUGUUGCUGAGCGUCAGCCAGGCCGUCAUUUACCUGUGGCAUGGCUGCAAGUCCCAGAUGCACACAAGGGAGGUGGCUCGCACUGCCGCCAAUAAGAUCAAAGAACAUUGUCCUCUGGAAACAGGCCUCCACAGCAGCAGCAAGGUGUCCAUUCGGGAAUGUGAUGAGGGGGCAGAGUCCACAGGAUUCUGGGAGGCCCUCGGGAGGAGGGACAGGAAAGCGUACGACUGCAUGUUGCAAGAUCCCGGCAGGUUUAACUUCACUCCUCGUCUGUACCAGCUGAGCAGCAGCUCAGGAGAGUUUGUAGCUGUGGAGUUCCUCUACCCAGCCAGAGACCCCAAGCAGAUCAACUCUAUGCCUUUUCUUCAGGAGGACCUCUACACAGCUUCCCAGCCAGCCCUGUUCCUGGUGGACAACCACCAUGAGGUGUACCUGUGGCAGGGCUGGUGGCCUCAGGACAGUGAAAGCACCGGCUCAGCUCGAAUCCGCUGGGACUCGGAUAGGAAGUGUGCCAUGGAGACGGUGCUGCAGUACUGCAGAGAAAAGAAUGAGAAGAAGCCUCCCAAAGCGUAUCUGAUCCACGCCGGUCUGGAGCCGCUCACCUUCACAAACAUGUUCCCCAGCUGGGAGCACAGAGAGGACAUCGCUGAGAUUACUGAGAGGGAGGCAGAAGUGUGUAAUCAGAUUAUCCUGGUGGAGGAUGUGCUGGCCCGGCUGUGUAAGACCACGUACCCCCUGGCAGAGCUCCUGGCCCGGCCGCUGCCUGAAGGAGUGGAUCCUCUUCGCCUGGAAGUCUACCUGUCUGAUGAGGACUUUGAGGGUGUAGGGGCCUUCGGGCAGAAAGCCCUGCAGAUGAGCAGAGAGGAGUACGGCGGGUUGCCAAGCUGGAAGCAAGUGAACUUGAAGAAAGCGAAAGGACUUUUCUAAAGAGAUGAAACAGGGAGCUGCUGGAGGCGUCAGAAAACACCACCAGGGUGUUGUUUGGACAGGACUCCAUCCUCCUGAGAAUUAGUGGGGAAGUUGAGGACGGACGAGAGAAGCUCUAGAGGGCUGGGAAAGGAGUGUAGCAGCUCCUCAUGAUGCAGAUUCCUCUCAUAGCUGCUCUCAGUGUUGGUGUUGUGGUUGUAAUAAAUAGAAGACAAAUGUGGGAUGAUGCACGUCUGAGUGAAUGUGCUACUAGUGCUUCAUUAGAUUCACUCUGUUGAUGUAUGUACAUAUGUACGAUAUGCAGGAUAGCCAGUGCCCUUAUGUUGUCAGCCUUAAAGCCAUGUUGUGGAGUGGGACCAGGUCUGUCAGCCUGUGAGCAAACUCCUCAUCAAACUCUCUGCUAUACAUGUAUGUUUGUUCGUGCGUUACAAAUAAUUUAUAUUUAUAUCGAAUCCAUAUAGGAAUUUCUGUUUUUUUAAACUCCUCAGAUAUUAAAAAAAAGAUUGAAAUAAAGUAUAUAAUUAUUGUUGCAGAGGUUUGUGUCAUAUGUGGAUAAAUGCUACCGAACCUCUCCUGCUGUACAGAUCACCGUUUGCCAUUUACAAAUGAACUGAAGCAGCUUCUUCUUUUUUUUUUGAAUGUGUUUAGAGUCAUUUUUGUUUCAGGAUGUCAGAUAGGAAGAACAACAGAGGCUUGAUUAAAGGCAGAGUGAUGAUGAUGAUCAAUGUCUUUGAUUUUGAAAUCCUUCAGUGUAUAGUGCCUUGCUCUGUGUACAGUUUAUAUACAGAUCCUAGUCUGCAUUUUGAAGACUUUUUGUGAUAUAAAGAACUAUUGUAGAAAUAAACUUUGAAAGUUUGACAUCAGAA